Molecule: messenger RNA, 5069 nt
Organism: Manihot esculenta (cassava)
Lineage: Eukaryota; Viridiplantae; Streptophyta; Magnoliopsida; Malpighiales; Euphorbiaceae
Product: pentatricopeptide repeat-containing protein At1g63330
Exons: 5
Coding region: 40-2139 (699 amino acids)
Molecular function (GO): protein binding
Source: RefSeq, a predicted model, not a curated record
GAGAAAUUUCAAACAAAGAACAAAAUAUUUAGCAUAAAGAUGAACCACCUACGCAGCUCCCAAGCCCUAAAGACAUUUGCAUGCUUCAGUGGCAGGGGAGAACAGAGAUCGAUAAAGAUGAUGAUGCAUAGGAGGAGGAAGAGCAGGAGCUUCCAUCUUCAGCUGCAAAGGGCAAUCGGUACCAUUGAAUCUCCAUUCCUUUUUUUAUUUACAAAUUCUUUCCAUUCUUCAAAUCCUACUCCCGCUUCCAGACUUCAAGAUGCACGAUUCUUGAAAAAUAGUUUCAAAUCUGCUUCUUUUACCCAGCUUGAUGAUGCCGUUGCUUCCUUCAAUCAUGUAAUUCAGAUGCAUCCUCUUCCUUCUAGGCCUCAAUUUAGUAGAUUCUUAUCUGCCCUUGUGAAAAUGAAACAAUAUCACACUGUCUUUUCCAUGUCCAAAACAAUUGAAUUGCUAGGAAUCUCACACGAUGUUUAUUCUCUUAGCAUCUUAAUUAAUUGCUUCUGCCACUUACACCUUGUGGAUUUUGGCUUCUCUGUUUUUGGUAAGAUGCUCAAAUUCGGAUUGGAGCCUACCACUGUGACAUUUACUACCUUAAUUAAUGGGCUUUGUAUAGAGAGUAAAAUCGACAAGGCAGUGGAAUUUUUCGAUGAUAUGGUUGCACGUGGUUAUCAACCUAAUGUUUAUACUUACAGUGUGAUAGUAAACGGAAUGUGUAAAUUUGGGAAAACAAACGUGGCUAUUGGGCUGCUAAAGGGAAUGGCUGAUAGAGGUUGUGAGCCAGAUGUUGUGACAUACAGUGCAAUCAUUGACGCCCUUUGCAAAGACGAGCUAGUUGGUGAGGCUUUAGAGCUCUUCUCUCAAAUGAGGAAUAAGGGCAUUUCACCUAAUGUCAUCACUUACACUGGUUUAAUUCAUGGUGUUUGCAAAUUAGGCCAAAAGAACCAAGCUUUGGCCUUGAUGAAUGAAAUGGUGGAGCAAAACAUAUUACCAAAUGUUUAUACCUUCAAUGUAUUGAUUGAUGCACUUUGUAAGGAUGGAAUGGUUUCAGAGGCUCAAAAUACUUUCAAUGUAAUGAUUCAAAGAGGUGUAGAGCCUGAUGUGAUCACAUACACAUCCUUAAUUGAUGGUCUUUGCAUUUCAGACCAAUUCAAGGAAGCUUUGGCCUUGUUGAAAGAAAUGGUGGGGACGAACAUAUCCCCUAGUGUUUUUACCUUCAAUAUAUUGAUCGACACUCUUUGUAAGAAAGGACUGGUUUCAAAUGCACAAAAUAUAAUCAAAAUAAUGAUUCAAAGAGGUGUGGAACCUACCAUUGUCACUUAUAGUUCAUUGAUGGAUGGAUAUUGUCUAGGCAACCAAAUUGGUAAGGCUAGAAAGCUAUUUGAUCUGAUGGUGACCAAUGAAACAGCUGACAUUUUUAGCUACAACAUUUUGAUCAAUGGAUAUUGUAAGUGCAACAUGAUAGAUGAUGCAAAGGAGCUUUUUGAUGAAAUGUCCCAUAAAGGUUUAGUUCCUGAUGCUGUUACUUAUUCUACUCUUAUAAAGGGUAUGUUUCAAGCAGGGAGGCCCCAAAAUGCAAAGGAGCUCUUUAAGGAUAUGUGCUCUCAUGGUCAACAGCCAAAUAUAGUAACCUUCUCAACUAUGAUUGAUGGCUUGUGCAGACAAGGGAAUCUGGAUGAGGCACUCACACUACUGAAAGCAAUGGAGAAAAGUCAGUUGAAGCCUAAUCUUGUGAUCUAUAGCAGUCUCAUCAAUGGUAUGUGCAAAGUUGGGAAGCUUAAUGAUGCCAAGGAACUUUUUUCUAGUCUUUUUGAAAUUGGUUUACAACCUGAUGUUUAUGUAUAUAGUGCAAUUAUGAAAGGACUAUGCCAACAAGGAUUAAUGGAUGAGGCGUAUAAGGUAUUUAAAGACAUGGAAAAGGUAGGAUGUUUACCAAAUAAUUGUUGUUAUAAUAUCAUCAUUCAAGGGUUUCUCAAGCAUGAGGAUUUACCAAAAGCAUCAGAACUAAUCAACGAAAUGGUUGAUAAGGGGUUCUCUGCUGAUGAUGCUACCACAGAAUUGGUAGUACAUUUGUCGCAGAAUAAUGAUCUCAUUCUAAGCAAACUACGAAAUCGUUCUGAGGCUUCUAAAGCUGUGCAAUGAGGGAUCAGCAAACUAAAGUUGUUAUAUCUUGACCGUUCAAUGGUGUCUUGGAGAGAAACUUGUGGAAACCAUGAUAUAUGUGUGCCUUUCGCUUGAACUCAGACAUGGAUUAGAUCUCUUUGGAUAUAAGAUUGUUGAUGAAUGGAGGUCAUAGAUUUCAAAUGAUCAAGUUGCUGGUAAACCCACCAUCUUCCUUACAACUUUUUUUUGGGCUGCUACUACAGCCUUAACUCGAGAGCUCAGUCAAUGAGUUGAGAACUAAAACUAAUUGAUUCCAUGCUACAAUGCUUAAGAAUCUUUAUCUAUUUUACUUUUGUGCUCAAUGACCUUUUAAGAUGCUAUCAUUUUUCUUGUAGCUACUUGCCAGGAUAUGAUUACAAGUUCACCUUUCUAACCAUAAAGGCAUAAGCAAUUUGUUUUUGCUUAAUUAUUAUAUUUUUAAGAAUAAUGAAAGUAAUAAUUAUAAACAAGUGGGGCUUUAGUUAAGAAUUGAUUUAGCAAUUAGACUAUGCUAUAAAUGCAGGGUGCAGGAUAUACAGCCCCAGGAUACAAGUGUAGUGGUUGAGAAAUCUACCAUUUUUCUUUUUCGAUUUCUUGGUUGACAGAAAUCUACCAAUUUUAGUUGUUGAGAUUGUUGAAUCAACACGUGAUCAGCAGGUACAAGAGAACUUUGUUAUAUUGUGAGUUAUUAUUACUUCAAUCUGUUUCACAUCCUGCAGUUAGUUGUCUUUGCUCUUUACAAGAAAUGUUUUAGGGUUAGCACUAAACUCAUGUUUCUAGGCUGUACAAGCAGAUUAACUUUGCUGAAUCCGUUGCAAUGUUACAUUGGUCUGCAAUAACUAAAAUAAAAAACUCCAGACUUCGGUUUUGUGUAUACAAUCAGAAAAUGUUGGUUGUUCUUUUAUGUAUGCCAAUUUUCUCCCACUUUGAAAUUCAAUUCUCUGAUAUAACAAUCCUAUUGUCACAUGUGAAAAAUAUCUAAAGACAAGAGCAGCAAUUUUUUUUCUUAUUUUUGUGUAUGCUCAACUUAAAAGGGCUUUUUUUUUUUCAUUAUUGGUAUUGCUAUGUGAAGUGAGUGUGCAACAAAAUGGAAGAGGUGCCUUUACCACAUUCUGGUUGUUAUAUCUUGACCAUUCAAGGUGUCUUGGAGUGCAACUUGGUAAUUACCUUCUUCAAAUGUAGUAGAUGUGUAAUUUAAUUAACUUAUUCAAAUGUCAUGUUUAAUUUCAGUCAGCUGUGAUUCUCUGCCACAAAAAGAAAAUUUCGAACACUUGGUAAAUUGCCGGCAGUGGAAACCAUGAUAUGUGUGUGCCUUUCGCUUGAACUCAGAUGCUAUCAAUUCUCUUGUAGGUACUUGCAAGGAUAUGAUUACAACUUCACCUUUCUAACCAUAAAGGGUGCAGGAUAUACAGCCCCAGGAUACAAGAUAAGAGAAUCACUAGACUUCUGGCUGUUGGUUGGAUGAAAAGUCACUAAAAUUGUGGACAACAAAAAUUGUUAUGAGAAUUGAGGAAAAAGCAAAACAUCCUCUUGGUCACCUAUUUUUUGUCCUAGUCAUCAAGUUGGGUAUAUGUAUAUAUAUAGAUCCUUAAUUUCUUUUAUUUUCCUACGAAUCAAAUUAGUGAAAUCAUUGCAUUAGCAUCUAAUACUAUGAAGUUCACAAUCUUUUCCUUUAAAAUCAAUUUUUUAACUCAUGGAAAUUUGAAUUUUAGAAAUGCUUGUGGAAGGUAUAUAUAUUCUUCCCUUUGAGAUUCUUUACUUUGGCGGAGUUGAUGGGAUGUGUAAUUAGUCCAUUUUAAGGAUAGUUAAUUGCAAUAGCUAUCAAAUAUAGUUAGUCCAUUUUAAGGAUAUGAUUAAAAUCACUGCCCUUGCUUUGGCCUAAUGCAACUAUUUUCCAACUGCUUCCUAAAUUAUAGAUCCAGGAUUAUAUAUUAUUCAAAGAAAUAUGAUGUAUAUUGGGCCAAGGAGAAAAGGGUUUUGCCUGCUUCUUUUAAGUUAUGUAUGGGUACUGCUUCUUUCAACUUUAUAUCACAAGGUCACUUAACUUCACUUUUCUAAUUUGAUUAUUCCAUUGUGGAUCUAUCAUUCUAAAAAUUUGUUAGAUUUUUAUUAAGAUUGCUUUAUGUUCUCUUCAUGCCUUUCUCUAUGAAUUAAUGGAAUCAUCUACCAAACAAUUCAAAACGUGAGUAGCUUAUGUUGAGACAGUAAAACAUUUUCAGCUAAAUAGACUGCACUUCUUAUAUGGGAAGUUGAUGCAUGGAGAUGGUUAAGGAAGAUGUCAUCCAUGUUUUUCUUAUUGUUCGUUAGAUAUGUUAGCAUAUCACAGAUCUUGGUUAAAAGCUAAAAUAAAAGACAAGUUUUGUCAAUUGAAAUUUGACACUGGCUAUGCAACUAAAUCUCUCUCUCUCUCUCUCUCUCCCCUUGAGAAAUCGUAUUACUUUAUUUAUUAUAACACGUUAACACGCUUCAUUGCUUCAUCCAUUGUAUUAAAAGUACAGGAAAAUUUUUCCAUGCUAUAUUUGUCUAACACAUUUAACCUGGGCCAUAAACUAUAACAAAAAGAAUUAUUGUAUGAUGCUAUGCUUAUAUGACCAUAUCGUUGUUGGUUGGCCUACGAAAUAGUGCAUUGAACUUAUGUGGGACUUGUUAAAUUUGAUCCAGGUCUAACUCAUUCUAAAAACUAGUUCAAAGGGAGUUUAAGGGGAGGAGUGUCUAUAACUCAUAUAAGAGCAUAUUAUCCCUUUCCACAAUAAAUGUGGGAUUCAACACACCCUUUAUGUUCAGAAUUUUAUUGGUGCGUGAUAUAUUUAUGGGAGGUCUAACAUCGGAUGGGAAGGUUUUGAUACGAUAAGAAUUUAUCUCUAAUUUAUAACUCAGCAGAAAACAUAGAGAAUAGAGAAUAAAGUAGAAAAAUGGAAUUACAUUUUUUU